AUGGCUCUAACCAAUGAGUGUAGUUCAUUUCUGCAAGACAAGUUGCCACAAAAGUUGAAGGAUCCUGGGAGUUUCACUAUUCCAUGUACUAUUGGAGACACUUAUUGUGGGAUGGCUUUAUGUGAUUUGGGUGCUAGCAUUAAUUUUAUGCCAAUGUCUGUUUUCAAGAAAUUGGGGAUUGGAGAAGUCAGGCCUACUACAGUUACUCUUCAACUUGCAGAUAGAUCUUUUGCUCAUCUAGAUGGGAAACUUGAAGAUGUGUUGGUGAGGGUAGACAAAUUCAUAUUCCCUAUUGAUUUUAUUGUGCGAGACUAUGAGGCGGAUAGAGAGGUGCCUAAUAUUUUGGGGAGGCCAUUUCUUGCAAUAGGAAGAACUUUGAGAGAUGUGCAAAAGGGUAAGCUUACUAUGAGGGUCCAAUAUGAAAAGGUGACUUUUAAUGUUUUUAAGGCUAUGAAGUUUUCUGAUGAGGUUGAGGAAUGCUUAGUGGUUUUAGUGGUAGAUUCUUUGGCAUCAAAGGAGUUUGAGACUAGUAACGUUGACGAUCCAUUAGAGAGGAAGUUCAAGCCUCCUACACCAUCAAUUGAAGACCCACCUGAGUUAGAGAUGAAAGCCUUGCCAUCACAUUUGCGAUAUGCGUACUUGGGUCCAUCAUUCACUUUAUCUGUCAUUAUUUCAGCGGAGUUGAUUCAUGAACAAGAAAAAAUGUUACCUGAGGUGUUGAGAAAGUUCAAGAAGGCCAAUGGGUGGACUAUUGCAGAUAUUCGAGGUAUUAGUCCUUCUUUGUGUAUGCAUAAGAUCUUGCUUGAAGAUAGUGAAAAAUGUUCUAUUGAGGGGAAAAGGAGACUAGUUCCUAUCAUGAAGGAAGUAGUGAAGAAAGAAAUCAUCAAGUGGUUAGAUGUUGGCAUUAUUUAUCCUAUCUUUGCAGUUCAUGGGUAA
Molecule: messenger RNA, 936 nt
Organism: Humulus lupulus (European hop)
Lineage: Eukaryota; Viridiplantae; Streptophyta; Magnoliopsida; Rosales; Cannabaceae
Exons: 2
Coding region: 1-936 (311 amino acids)
Source: RefSeq, a predicted model, not a curated record